CGGGUCAUCAGUUCGAACCUAGAAAAGUUUUUUCUUUCCCGUUUUACCCCUCAAGCGAGAACCCUUUUCAUCUCCAACGCGAGCUUCGAUUCCUUGCCCUCCUUCUCCGGCGAUGGCGGAGCACCAAGAAGAGCUUCUCGAUGUUCUCACGAAGACCGGCGAGAAGACCGGCGAGAACAAGCCCAGGAGUCUCGUCCAUAGAGAUGGAGACUACCAUCGGGCUGUGCAUGUGUGGAUCUACGCGGAGAGCACAGGGGAGCUCCUCCUUCAGCGACGUGCUGAUUGCAAGGACUCGUGGCCGGGGCUAUGGGAUAUCUCGAGUGCUGGCCAUAUCUCUUCUGGUGAUUCCUCCCUCCUCACUGCCAGGAGGGAGCUUGCUGAAGAACUAGGGAUUCACCUUCCAAAUAAUGCAUUUGAGUUGAUAUUUUGUUUUUCUCCAAGAGUGGUUGUGCCAUAAAUGACGGGAAAGUAUAUCAACAAUGAGUAUAAUGAUGUAUAUCUUGUCACAACUUUGGCCCCUAUUCCUAUGGAAGCCUUUACUCUUCAGGAAACGGAAGUUUCUUCUGUCAAGUAUACGCCUUGGAAUGAGUAUAAAAUCCAUCUGGCAAAUGAUGAUGUAGAUUAUGUCCCUUAUGAUGUACAUGGAGAGUAUGGGCAACUUUUUAAUAUUAUUGAGAGCAGGUACAAGGAAAACUUGGAGACUCGCAUUCUAAGUUUGGAGAAACAACUUAGUCGAUACACUCCGAUACAUUUGAAUCCUGAGUUGGGUGAGCUUUCAGAAGCAGAAAAAGAAGCCUUAGCCUACAUCAUCAAAGCAUCAAUGGUUAUUGAUGAUAUUUUCUAUGAGCAGGUCUGGUACGGCAAUCCUCUUGUCCGAGAUUGGCUAAAAGAAUAUUCUAAUUCUUCGAAGUUUGAUAAGUUGAAAUGGAUGUACUAUUCCAUAAAUAAGAGCCCAUGGUCAUCCCUUGAUGAAAACAAGGCAUUUUUGACAACUGCUGAUUCUGCUGUCAGAUUGCUUGCUGACGCCACCAGACCAGUUUUGGGUUGGAAAGGACUUGAAUAUAGAAUUGCAUUUCCAGUUCUGAAACCCCCUGGUGCAAGUUUCUACCCUCCAGAUAUGGACAAAAUGGAGUUCCAGUUGUGGAAGAGUAGCCUAAGCGUCAGUGAACAAGAAGCAGCCAUUGGAUUUUUCAGUGUGAUAAGGAGGCACUGUGACACCGAUGUGAAUAAUUCUUCAUUGGGUUCGAACCAUCAGUCGAAUUCCAGUGACCUAUUUAUUGUUCCAUACUCUCAAGAAUAUAGAUUUUUUCUCACUAAAGCAGCUGAGCUACUUCAUAAGGCAGCAGCAAUGACUCAAUCAUCAAGCCUGAAGAAGUUGCUGCAAACCAAGGCAGAUGCAUUUUUGUCAAAUGACUAUUAUGACUCUGAUAUAGCAUGGAUGGAGCUGGAUUCAAAAUUGGAUGUUACUAUUGGCCCGUAUGAGACAUAUGAAGAUUCACUUUUUGGAUACAAGGCUACAUUUGAGGCAUUCAUUGGGAUACGAGAUGAUAUAUCAACAGCCAAAGUGAAACUCUUUGGUGAUCAUUUAAAGGAUUUAGAGCAAAAUCUCCCAUUUGAUGAUAUCUACAAAUCUAAAGAUGUAUGUGCUGCUCCUAUCCGUGUCAUUCAGCUCAUUUACAAUGCAGGGGAUGUGAAAGGUCCUCAAACUGUGGCUUUUAAUUUGCCAAAUGAUGAGCGAAUAGUUAAUGAGCAUGGAACAUCAAUGGUCUUGCUGAAGAAUAUCUCUGAAGCCAAGUUUCAGCAUAUUCUUCGACCUAUAGCUGAUAUAUGCAUUAAAGAAGAGCAAAGAGAAUUUAUUGAUUUUGAAUCUUUCUUCACACACACUAUCUGCCAUGAAUGCUGUCAUGGGAUUGGGCCUCAUACUAUAAUCCUUCCAAGCGGGCGACAAUCAACAGUUAGACUGGAACUUGAAGAACUCCACUCAGCCUUAGAAGAAGCAAAAGCAGACAUUGUUGGCUUAUGGGCAUUAAGAUUUCUUAUUAAACAGGGGUUACUUCCAGCAAGUUUGUUGAAAUCUAUGUACGUCUCUUUCUUAGCGGGAUGCUUUCGCUCUAUACGCUUUGGAUUAGAAGAAUCUCAUGGAAAGGGGCAAGCAUUGCAGUUUAAUUGGUUAUAUGAAAAAGGAGCAUUCCUUUUGCAUUCGGAUGGAACAUUUUCUGUUGAUUUUGGGAAGGUUGAAGGAGCUGUCGAAAGCCUCAGUAGGGAGAUAUUGACAAUACAGGCUAAAGGUGACAAGGCUGCUGCAAAAUCACUUCUUCUCGAAUAUGCGAAACUGACAACACCGUUGGAUGCUUCUUUGAAAAAACUUGAAAGUAUUCAGGUUCCUGUCGAUAUAACGCCAAUAUUCGGUGUGGUAGAGAAAGUGUUCGGCAAGUGAUGAUGGCACAUUAUUAACAGCCAGUGUUUAUGUCAGGCCCAGAUGUUCCUGAACUCAAAUAAAACAGAGAUGAAGAUUGCCCCAUUGUUGUUUUUGUUUUAUGGACAAAUAAAGUGUUGAACAAAGUACCACAGAUACUAUCAAAAUGGAUGUUAAUGUCUCUCUGAAUUUGUGAUAUUAUGCAAGGAGGGAUCAGGGAUGUAAGCAAAACCUAAGUUUAGUUCCUGACUUUAAUGUAGCUUAUUUACAAAAGUCA
Dioscorea cayenensis subsp. rotundata (Guinea yam) is the source of this 2693-nucleotide messenger RNA. Its product is annotated as nudix hydrolase 3. NCBI's taxonomy places the organism in Eukaryota, Viridiplantae, Streptophyta, Magnoliopsida, Dioscoreales, Dioscoreaceae. Gene Ontology annotation, cellular component: cytoplasm. The transcript is spliced from 22 exons. Gene Ontology annotation, molecular function: dipeptidyl-peptidase activity. The record is from RefSeq and is a predicted model, not a curated record.